AAUAUCCGUUCAGCUGGGGACUGUGGAUACGCACGAGCCGAAAGCAUGCGAAACCUUUAUUAAUUCCUCAGGGUUUAAGGUCAAUGCCAACUGAAUUCCUAUGUAGUCCCACGAUCCGUAUCCAUGCGAACCCAAGGACUCGAAAAUGGCGUUCACACUUUGAUUCAUCAAAAAUUAACACAUUCGCAUCCAUGAUUAUUAAUUAGGGUUUUUACACCACGGCAGACACUGCAUUCAGUCCCAUUCUACAGUGAUCAAAUUCGCUGUUCUGAUCUCGCGAGUUUACUCGUUCUGUUGAUUUGUAGUUUCCUUUUCUUGAAGUAAUUCGAAAAUUUGAGGGAGGUUUUCAGAUGGGAAAAGGAGGGGGCUGCGUUCCGAGCAAGAAGAAAAUGCCGCCCGUGGCUGCAGCUGACCCUCCGCGACCGGCAGCGGAAGCGCCGAUCGCCGUCGAAGACAGUGACGUCGGCGCUAAUUCAGAGGCGGCCACGGAAGAAGUUACUUCUUCGCAGUCGAUGGUGCCGAAAUUGAAGAUAUUCAUAGUGUUCUACUCGAUGUACGGGCACGUGGAGGCACUGGCGAGGAGGAUGAAGAAAGGGGUCGACGGGAUUGACGGAGUUGAAGGUCUGUUGUUCCGGGUUUCGGAGACGCUGCCGGAUGAAGUGUUGGAACAAAUGCGAGCGCCGCCCAAGGACGAUGAUGUUCCGGUCAUAACGGCGGAGGAGCUUGCGGCGGCCGAUGGGUUUCUGUUUGGGUUUCCGACCAGGUACGGGUCUAUGGCGGCCCAAAUGAAAGCGUUUUUUGAUUCGACGGGGCAGAUGUGGAAGGAGCAGAAACUUGCGGGGAAGCCGGCUGGGUUCUUUGUCAGCACCGGCACGCAGGGAGGUGGUCAAGAAACCACCGCUUGGACAGCAAUUACUCAGUUAGCCCACCAUGGAAUGCUGUUUGUUCCCAUUGGAUACACCUUUGGAGCUGGUAUGUUCAAGAUGGAUUCCAUUCGAGGUGGUUCUCCAUAUGGUGCUGGAGUUUUUGCUGGUGAUGGCACAAGAGAAGCAAGUGAAGCUGAGCUGGCACUUGCAGAGCAUCAGGGCAAGUAUAUGGCUGCCGUUGUCAAGAGGCUUGCUUUAUCUUGAUAAUAAGUUUUAUUUGAUGUAACUGGCUCAUAUAAAUCCACAUUGAGCUUUCCUGUUCAUUGGUUCAAAUAUUUCCUUUUGUGCUUGGUCCUGGCACUUGACCAUCAUACUUGAAGAACAAAGUUACUGCUGCCAUAUUUCAGUGGUAUAAUUCCUAUUACUAUUUUUUUUCUCAGUUAUCUCCAUUUUUAGAGCUGUACAUGGUUUGAAUUUUUUCUCCAUGAUUUAAUUGAAUAAUAAUGUUGAUUAGGGGAAUAUGUUCCUUCAA
This is a messenger RNA of Malania oleifera, 1398 nucleotides long. RefSeq names its product probable NAD(P)H dehydrogenase (quinone) FQR1-like 2. The transcript is spliced from 2 exons. Lineage: Eukaryota; Viridiplantae; Streptophyta; Magnoliopsida; Santalales; Ximeniaceae. Bases 351 to 1130 code for a protein of 259 amino acids. Gene Ontology annotation, molecular function: NAD(P)H dehydrogenase (quinone) activity; FMN binding. The record is from RefSeq and is a predicted model, not a curated record.